CAGGAAGCGCGCGUGGGGCGGGGCGGGGCCUCCGGGCCGCCCCCGCCGCCGCGCUCGGAGUCGGGCGGCCGCAGCGCGCGGCCCGGGAUGCUGAGCCAGCCGCUGCUUCGCCUAGUGUCCGCUGUCAGCCGCAGGAGGAUGAAGCUGCUGCUGGGCAUCGCGCUGCUCGCCUACGUGGCCUCUGUUUGGGGCAACUUGAUUAACAUGAGUGUUCUACUCAACAGGUCCAUCCAGGAAAACAGGGAGCUCAGAAUUGAGAGCAGGAUUGAAGAGAUCAUUGAACCACUAAGGGAGAAAAUCAGAGAUUUGGAAAAGAGCUUCACUCAGAAAUACCCACCAGUAAAAUUUUUAUCAGAAAAGGACCGUAAAAGAAUUUUGGUAACCGGGGGCGCAGGCUUUGUGGGCUCCCAUCUCACAGACAAACUCAUGAUGGACGGUCACGAAGUGACCGUGGUGGACAACUUCUUCACCGGCAGGAAGAGGAACGUGGAGCACUGGAUCGGCCACGAGAACUUUGAGCUGAUCAACCACGACGUGGUGGAGCCAUUGUACAUCGAAGUGGACCAGAUCUACCACCUGGCCUCUCCUGCGUCUCCUCCCAACUACAUGUACAACCCCAUCAAGACACUGAAGACCAACACCAUCGGGACCCUGAACAUGCUGGGGCUGGCAAAGCGAGUUGGGGCCCGUCUACUCCUGGCCUCCACCUCAGAGGUGUACGGAGACCCUGAAGUCCACCCACAAACUGAGGAUUACUGGGGCCACGUGAAUCCCAUAGGACCCCGAGCCUGCUAUGAUGAAGGGAAGCGCGUCGCCGAGACCAUGUGCUAUGCCUACAUGAAGCAGGAGGGCGUGGAAGUACGCGUGGCCAGGAUCUUCAACACCUUCGGGCCCCGAAUGCACAUGAAUGAUGGCCGGGUGGUCAGCAACUUCAUCCUGCAGGCGCUGCAGGGGGAGCCGCUCACAGUGUAUGGAUCUGGAUCGCAGACGAGGGCCUUCCAGUAUGUCAGUGACCUGGUGAAUGGCCUUGUGGCACUCAUGAACAGCAACGUCAGCAGCCCCGUCAACCUGGGGAACCCGGAAGAACACACCAUCCUAGAAUUUGCUCAGCUCAUCAAAAACCUCGUUGGCAGUGGGAGUGAAAUUCAGUUUCUUUCUGAAGCCCAGGAUGACCCCCAGAAAAGGAAACCAGACAUCAAGAAAGCAAAGCUGAUGCUGGGGUGGGAGCCAGUGGUCCCGCUGGAGGAAGGGUUAAACAAAGCCAUCCACUACUUCCGGAAAGAACUUGAGUACCAGGCAAAUAACCAGUACAUCCCCAAACCAAAGCCGGCAAGGAUAAAAAAAGGACGGACACGCCAUAACUGAAAACCUCGCCUUUCGGGACCGUAGAUGCCCUUUUUCAGACUUGACAGGAUGUAUUUUUUUUUUUUUUU
Molecule: messenger RNA, 1433 nt
Organism: Bubalus bubalis (water buffalo)
Lineage: Eukaryota; Metazoa; Chordata; Mammalia; Artiodactyla; Bovidae
Gene: UXS1
Product: UDP-glucuronate decarboxylase 1
Exons: 15
Coding region: 88-1365 (425 amino acids)
Biological process (GO): D-xylose metabolic process
Cellular component (GO): cytoplasm
Molecular function (GO): UDP-glucuronate decarboxylase activity; NAD+ binding
Source: RefSeq, a predicted model, not a curated record